AUGGAGACUCCCAGUAACACCACAGGGGUGGACUUCAUUCUUCUUGGGCUCUUCAGCCACACACAAGCCCACUCCUUCCUGUUUUCUGUUGUGUUAGUAAUCUUCAUCGCCUCCCUGAUGGGCAACACCCUCAUGAUCCUUCUCAUCUGCAGGGACCCCAGGCUCCACACGCCCAUGUACUUCCUUCUCAGCCAACUCUCCCUCAUGGACAUGAUGCUAGUCUCCACCAUCAUCCCCAAGAUGGCAGCCAACUACUUGAUGAGCAUGAGGUCCAUCUCCCCUGCAGGCUGUGGCUCCCAGAUCUUCCUGUUCCUCACCUUGGCAGGGGGCGAGUGCUUCCUCCUGGCGGCCAUGUCCUAUGACCGCUACGUGGCUAUCUGUCAGCCCCUGCGCUAUCAUGUCCUCAUGAGCUCCAAGCUGUGCGUGCACCUGACCUUGGGCUCCUGGCUCCUGGGAGCCGCUGACGGGUUGAUGCAGGCGGGCACUAUCCUGAGUUUCCCUUUCUGCGGCUCUCGAACCAUCAACCACUUCUUCUGUGAGGCGCCUUCCCUGGUGCGCCUUGCCUGUGCUGACACCAAAGUCUUUGAGUUCUUCAUGUACAUCUGCUGCAUCCUGAUGCUCCUGAUCCCGCUGUCCCUCAUCCUGGCUUCCUACUCGCUCAUCCUGGUCGCGGUGCUCCGCAUGCGAUCCUCAGCAGCCCGGAAGAAGGCCUUUACCACCUGCUCUUCACACCUGACUGUGGUGGGGCUGUUCUACGGGGCUAUCAUGUUCAUCUACAUGAGGCCCAAGUCCCAGCAGCCAGGGGCGCGCGACAAGGUGGUGUCUGCCUUCUACACCAUCUUCACGCCAGUGCUGAACCCCCUCAUAUACAGUGUGAGGAACAAGGAGGUCAAGAGAGCCUUGAGGAAGUGUCUGCAGAAGACGCUGUGAUAAACGUGCAGGGGGACGUUCACCAAAACAGCUCUACUCAAGUUCGGCACACCUCCCUCACAGACUCAGCUGAUCUAGUCCACUGAACUCACUCUUUUGUGCUCUAUUAACUUAUUUGAUGCUCAUUUGUUGUUUUAUAUUCUUUUACCAAGGGUUUGGAA
Messenger RNA from Peromyscus eremicus (cactus mouse), 1091 nucleotides. Its product is annotated as olfactory receptor 2T33-like. The record is from RefSeq and is a predicted model, not a curated record. Lineage: Eukaryota; Metazoa; Chordata; Mammalia; Rodentia; Cricetidae. The coding region runs from base 1 to 930 and encodes 309 amino acids. Gene Ontology annotation, molecular function: G protein-coupled receptor activity; olfactory receptor activity. Gene Ontology annotation, biological process: G protein-coupled receptor signaling pathway. Gene Ontology annotation, cellular component: membrane. The transcript has a single exon.